Hypanus sabinus (Atlantic stingray) is the source of this 2547-nucleotide messenger RNA. It is a transcript of the gene ilkap, whose product is annotated as integrin-linked kinase-associated serine/threonine phosphatase. The record is from RefSeq and is a predicted model, not a curated record. The transcript is spliced from 13 exons. The coding region runs from base 343 to 1536 and encodes 397 amino acids. Lineage: Eukaryota; Metazoa; Chordata; Chondrichthyes; Myliobatiformes; Dasyatidae. Gene Ontology annotation, molecular function: cation binding; protein serine/threonine phosphatase activity. Gene Ontology annotation, biological process: protein dephosphorylation.
GUGUGAGUGUGAGUUUGUGUGUGUGUGUGUGUGUGUGUGUGUGUGUGUGUGUGUGUGUCGGGAGGACCCAGCGGAACUCCACAGACUGGAAGCGGAAGCAACCGAGCGCUAGGACCCGGAGGGUGUCUGACGGUCCCGUGGCCCUUUAGGCCGCUGUUGAAGCCUGGAUUGGGAGUUGACGGAAGGGGAGUGCUUUUAAUCACAGACGCGGGAUGGAUUUGUUUGAAGAUCUGCCGGAGCCUGGAGGAGAUGCUCAGAAAUCAAAGCCAUCACUUUUCAAUAACCUGACAGACACAAGGAACCCAGACGUAGGUGCUGUCUGAUCUCCUAAGUUCCUCCAGCAUGUGUGUGUUGCCCAGGAUUUCCAGCAUCUACAGAGUCUCUUGUGUUUGGAACUUCCCAGUGGCCCAGCAUUUUAAUUCCGAUUCCUAUUCCUGUGCAGACGUGUUGCUCCAUGCUCACCUCUUGUGCCAAGAUGAGGCCACCCUCAGGGUGGAGGAGCAAGACCUUAUAUUCCAUCUGGGUAGCCUCCAGCCUAAUGCAGCUUCUGUUUCUGACCUGUUUGGAGAGCUUCCAGAAACCCAGAAUGACUUGAAGGCAGAGAAACGUAAGUGGUCAAACCAGAAUGGGUCCCAGGAACACGAGGAGAAGAAGCCCUGUAAAGGAUUUGUGACCUUAAAAGGUUAUGCUGCGGAGAGAAAAGGUGAGCGAGAAGAAAUGCAGGAUGCACAUGUUAUAAUCAACAAUUUCACAACAAGUUUUACACAGCUACCUUCAGAAGUAUCUCGAUUGUCAUACUUUGCUGUCUUCGAUGGCCAUGGUGGCAUACAAGCAUCCAAGUAUGCAGCGCAGAAUCUUCACCUUAAUCUCACCAGGAGUUUUCCCAAAGGAGAAGUGACUAAUAUGGAAAAGGCCAUCAAGAAGUGCCUUCUCAUGACCUUCAAGCAGACAGAUGAAGGCUUUCUGAAGCAAGCAUCAAGCCAAAAACCUGCCUGGAAGGAUGGAUCCACUGCCACAUGUGUUCUACUGGUGAACAAAGACUUGUACAUUGCAAACCUUGGUGACAGCAGGGCUAUUCUGUGUCGAUUCAAUGAGACAAGCAGGAAACUGACACCCAUGCCACUGAUGAAGGAACAUAAUCCUACCCAAUACGAUGAAAGAAUGAGAAUUCAGAAAGCAGGAGGGAUAGUCAGGGAUGGUCGCGUGAUGGGUAUGCUGGAGGUGUCGCGCUCUAUUGGAGAUGGGCAGUACAAGCACUGUGGUGUUACCUCAGUACCAGAUGUCAGACGCUGUCCAUUAACGUUUAACGACAGGUUUAUUCUUCUGGCUUGCGAUGGAUUAUUCAAAGCCUUCUCCCCAGAAGAAGCCAUCCUCUUUGUUGCAGCAAUACUUGAGGAUGAGACCCUGACAGCAAGGACUGGGAAAACUUCACAGGAUGUGCGAUUUGAAACCGCCUGUAACAGAUUAGCAAAUGAGGCCGUGCGCCGGGGAUCUGCUGACAACGUGACCGUCAUUUUGGUAGCUAUCAGCCUCUAGCUGCCGAAGAACUGUCUUCACUAUGAGCAACCUGCAAGUUACUGGGGGUGACCAGGAGGGAUUGUGGAUCCCAGAAAAAGACUAAACAAACUCAGGCCACUUAUGGAACUUGAUAAUAAAAUGCAUAUCUUUAUUUACCCACUUAAUCUCAUCUCGCCAUUGACCAACGCUCCUACAUUUAAACCUCCAUGCACCUGACUAGUGGCAUGUCUUUUGACAAAAAGCUGUGCUUAGUGACAUGGGCUGACUCUUAAGAGUUUUUCCUCAAUGAAAUAAAUGCACAGAAAUAUCAAGCUGUUCCUGGAGCUCCUAUAGCUAUAGUGACACCUGUAAAAAUUGGUUUCCCUGAAUUUAUCUGGCCAGAGAUUGAUUCAAGAAAUUAACACACACAGCUACACCAGGAAAGAAAUUUUAAUACUGUCCUCCCAGACCAGAUUGCAAUAUUUGAGAGUUAAAUUUUGUUAUUUUUCAUGCUGUUGUUACUGUUGCCUUGUUUGUUCGUGUUGUGCUGGUAUUGAGGAUUGUAUGUAUUCAUUAGAUUCUGGAUAAAGUCAAUUCCUUUGCAAAUAUCUCUAAUUUUUGCUCAUCUGCUUUCUGCUUUUCAGAGAGGCAGAUGUGAGGAAGUUUGUCAGACCUGAUUUUCAUUGAAUUAAAAUGAGCACUGAAUUAAUUGGAGACAGGCAAAUAUCACUCUCAGAAGGGUUACAUAAUCCACCAUUUUGCCAAAAUCAAGUAGCCCAAUAAGCUGCAGCUUCCUUCUACUCGAAGGGUCAACUGUUCAUCCUGAUUUACAGAAGAGCCAUGUGAUUGUGAUUAGCUGCACAGUCUCAACAACAAGUGAUGAUUUAACAUAAGUGUAUAAGAUUUAUGGACAAUUAGUUACUGAGGCUCUGCACUGGUCUCUUAACUCUUGACUUAGUAUAAUAAUAAGAACCUGAUCGUGUAACACCAUCAGGAAGAGUCAAGGACAUGUCUGCUCCAACCAUGGUUUUGAAUCCUGAAGCACAUCCA